AUGAAUUUAAAAGGUCAGUGUUUUGAAUUAGCAUAUACUAAUUCACCGACAAACAGAAGUACUCUGCUUAUUCUUCCAGCACACAUCGAUAUGUCAACUACGUAUAUGGUUUCGUUCGGCCUUCUAAUUUCAUUGCUCGUCAUUCUCUCGAUUUCAUCAAUCACUCGUCCAGCUUGUGCUGUUUCCCAUUUUAAUCGCGAGAACCCAAAUUAUGAUAGCAGCGAAGAUAAGGAUAUUCGAUUGAUGAUUUAUCCUAAAUACAUGAAUUUACCACGUCUUCAACGCUCAUCUAUCUAUGGUCCUCGCACCAUUCGUAAUUCCUGGUUUCGUGCAUCGACUUAUCAACAUAUGAAGCCCAGUGGUUCAAUCGAUGAAAAACCUGCUGGAGAUAAUCUUUUACGAUGGGGAUGA
Molecule: messenger RNA, 411 nt
Organism: Adineta ricciae
Lineage: Eukaryota; Metazoa; Rotifera; Eurotatoria; Adinetida; Adinetidae
Source: the annotation of a GenBank genome assembly